This is a messenger RNA of Phalacrocorax carbo (great cormorant), 5144 nucleotides long. NCBI's taxonomy places the organism in Eukaryota, Metazoa, Chordata, Aves, Suliformes, Phalacrocoracidae. The record is from RefSeq and is a predicted model, not a curated record.
GAAGGCCUGGCGCGGAGGGGAGGGAGGGACGGGGCGCCCGGAGCCGCUCCGCGGGCAGCGCCGGCGGACGCCGAGGCGGCGGCGGCGGCGGCGGCGGCGGCGGCGGCAGCAGCGGGGACUGACCCACCGCCCUUCCCUGGCCAUGGGGCUUGGCGGCCCGCCGGCCCCCCGCGCCCCGCCUAUUAUUAAUAUUACUUAGAAGCAGGGGGUGGCCCCGGCGCGGGCGGAGCUGGCAGCGUCCUCCGGCGGGUGCCCCGGCGCUCCCGAGCGGGCUGCAAACUGCUCUCUGUGGCUUAAAUGGACAUCAAAGCACGGCUCUCUCCUGGAACAUACAUCCCCGGAUGAUCUGAUCCUUUGUGAACUAACUUCCAAGAAUUUGCUUGCUUUAAUUUAUGGCUUGCUCCCACACAGAAAACCUACAUUUUAACGCUGAUAUUGCUCCCAUCUUCUGGUAGGCAGAAGGGCAAAGGGCUGCCUUCAACGAAUCCUCGGUGGGAGGGGUUAGCAGCAGGCCACAGAGAGGUGGAAGAGACUUGGAAGCACUGUGAGAAGGUGAAAGGAAAUACUCAGCUUUGCCUUUUUAAAGCAUAUUUGGGGGAAAUGAAGCUUCUUCUCUUAUGGAUGGAGGUAGUGGAGUUGGUAUGCUCAGCCUAAGCCCGAGGUGGUAACUGGCAGGUUCCUGCAGCGCCCCUUCCUUUUUGCCUUAUGUUGGACCCUACAUCAUACUUGGUCAGCGGCAACGGCAGGACCCGAGCGGGAAAGAUGGUCGUCGUAAGGAGGAGGAACGUGAAAGUGUUUACCUUCGCCUUCUUGCUCAUCACGGUAACGUCAUUUCUGCUCAACUACACACACCAGGUGACCAUGACCACCUGGGAUCUGAGACAUCUCGUCAUGCAGUUUUCAAAGCAAGCCCAAAAACUCUUCAAGUACCCCAGGAGACCAUGCAGCUGUCACACAUGCAUUUCUGAGCUGGGACAUUCCCUCUGGUUCAAUCAGAGAUUUAAUUCAACUAUGCAACCUUUCCUGACCUCACAAAAUGCCUUGAUCCCAGAAGACAGCUACAGGUGGUGGCUGAAAUUGCAAGGAGAGAAAACUCCGAAGAAUAUUAAUGAUACUCUCAAGGAAUUGUUUGGAUUAAUUCCUGGGGAUGGGGAUCCACUGCAGGAGCGAGGCACUCACUCAUGCAGGCGGUGCGCUGUUGUGGGCAACUCUGGGAACCUUCUGCAGUCUCAGUAUGGCCAAGAUAUUGACUCCCAUGACUUUGUGCUCAGAAUGAACCGUGCCCCCACCACUGGCUACGAAUCAGAUGUUGGGAGCAAGACCACUCACCACUUUGUUUACCCUGAGAGCUACAAAGAACUGGCAGAAAACGUGAGCAUGAUCCUGAUCCCCUUCAAAACCCUGGACCUGCGCUGGGUUGUCACUGCUCUCACCACAGGCACCAUCAACUUCACAUAUGUUCCAGUUCCACGGAAAAUCAAAGUCAAAAAAGAAAAGAUCCUGGUUUAUAAUCCAGCUUUUAUGAAAUACGUCUAUGAAAACUGGCUCCAGCAUCAUGGGAGAUACCCCUCUACAGGCCUUCUGUCUUUGAUAUUUGCACUCCACGUAUGCGAUGAGGUGAAUGUGUACGGUUUUGGAGCAGACAGCAAAGGACACUGGCAUCAUUACUGGGAAAACAACGCUUCAGCUGGAGCUUUCCGGAAGACAGGUGUCCAUGAUGGGGAUUUUGAGUUCAAUGUAACUUUGACUCUUGCCUCCAUUGAAAAAAUAAAUUUUUUCAAGGGCAGAUGACCCUGGCCACGGGAAGAAGUGGGGGCUGCAAUUUCCAACAUGCAGCAGAACAAAGCUCAGUGAGGAUGAUCUGAGCACCAGCCAGGUUUGAAUGCGUGAAUCUGCAGCGGAUUCGGAGCAUCUCACUGCUGCAAUGCUCACCGCAGGGAGCUCGGCUGAGGACCGCCUCUGCGCUGCACGUGAUUUCCUAUCUACAGAUAGCUGGGAACUACCAAUCAGUUGUGGGAAAAAAUGAAUCUCUGCUUAGGCUCUACGGCUUGAUUCUCGAAUUACUGAUGAAAGAUCUACCUGUUGCAAUUAGGGGAAACCUGGGCACAGGGACUGCUGUUUGUGUGUCCAUUCUUUCCUUGAGUAAGGCAGGCGAUCCUUGAAGAAGAGUGAAAACAACUUCUGGGACUUAAGACCCGCUAGGGCAGCUGUGAACAUCAUAGUAAGGAUUACCUCAAAGAAAUUAAUUCACUUCUGCUGUUGAUCUUGUUUUUGAACUAUCUCUUCUUUUUUAUCUAUUACUUCUGGUUUCAUACCGUGUUAAGCAAAAACAUGAAGAAGUUGCCUGGAGUAGUAAAUUUUUCAGCCAUUGCCUCAUUCUGCAUUGAUAGCAUCUAGAAAAUAGGGAUCGAAUCAUCUCUGAUCAUAUAUUAUUUAACAUUGCUUCCUAUAGAGCCAUAAUGAGCAAGAAAACAAUACUGAAAACUCCAGCAAAAAAAAAAGAGAAAAAGGCCUUUUUAGCUACUUGUAUGUCUGUCUUGUUGCAUUAUACAUAAUUUUUAUUUCUUUUUUUUUUGGUGGAAAAUUCUCUGGAAUGCUCAUUUUUAUUUUACCAGUUUACGGUUGGAAAAUUGACUUUUUUUCUUUCAGUCUUUUAUAUGUAUGUGCCUUUUAUAAUUGUGCAACAGAUGCGAUUUUUUUUUUAAAGAUGACAAACCCUAAAUUAAACUUUUUUUAUAAAAGGGGGGGAAAUUAGCCAAAGUCUAGCCUCCACGUGGCGUACUUUUGUAGUCAGAAACUAUAAUAACAGCUCCUAUAUUGUAUUUGAGCAAACACAAACAAAACUAAUUUUUAAAGGUAGCUUUUACCUUUUUUAUGGGAAAAUAUCCAAAAGUUCCAAGGAAACUUUUCCUCUUAUUUUUUUACAAAUCUCUUUGCCAGGUCUCUAUCUGAAAUGGAAGAAAUAUCAUGGGUUGGGUUAUCAGCUAGCAAUACAACAGGAAUCUUUUGCCCUGUAGCAGCAUCUACAAGGACACAAUCUAAGCAAGCUGAUCCUAUAGUAUAAGCCAGACUUCAAAAUUAUGGACACCUCUGGAGGAAUGAGUGUAUUAACGUCAGUACCUCUAGGCAGCGAGGGGAGGGAAAUGACGGUGGAGAUUUUAUAUCCACAGAUUUUUGCUGGAAUCAACACAUUUAAUCCUCGAAGACAGAUAAAGUAUGAAUCCAAGAACAAAGUUCAGGUAGUGAAGAAUGGGGAACAGUGUUUUUUUUUUCUUCCCGAUGUCAUGAAUAUAGGAUUAAUGGAUUAUUGACCCAUUUUCAGCUCUGGUGAAGCCAAUGGAGUUCUUGCCACAGACUUCAAGGGACUUCAGAUCAGGCCUGGAAAAAAUGGCACAUUUAAUUUUUAAUGGAUUUUGAUGGUUGGUGUUUGUGGCAAUUUAGAAAUCAUCUAAAUGACUCGUCUUUCAUGCACUAGUUCUGGCAGCAUGUCCAAGUGGAUGAGUAUUUGAGUUCAGCGAAAGCCUAGCCCUUCAACCAGUGAUGUGCUUCAGUCCAAGAUUUAUCCCCUGGAUUUUCCAUGCCAGUUGUUAACAGUGAGCUCCCCUCCAAGGCAGCAAUUCACAGUACAAGGGCACGGUUGGCUGUAAUAUACAUAUUUUGGGCCACAGCACCACUCUCCAGCAUGAACUGCUUUACCUGCCUGAGUAACUGGACUCACAGCUUACAAAAGAGAUGAGGAUGCCAAACAUCUAUGCGGAGAACUGAGCUCCCUCUGCUGUACACACAUGACCCUUCAGUUUAGCAACAUUGAAAGGGCAGGAUUUUCAAAUCCUUGUGUUGAGUCCUGUUGACGAACCUCAUGUCAAGAAGCCCUUUCCUAGCAUGGUGGCCAGCAGAACUCACCUGCAUGUCACGGGCGCAGCAAAUGCAAUGGGCUUACUGUCUUCUCCAUGUCCUUUGUAAAACUAUGGAACGUUUCUACCUGAACUAUGUUCGUUUGUUUUAAGCAUUUCCACUCUUUCAAUUGUUAGACAAUAUGCUUCUGGUGAGAUGUCACAAUAAUAGAAGCAAAGCAACUUUAAGAGGAAAAAGACUCCGCGGAUGACCCCAGUGGUAUCUUCACCCUAUGGCUGGAUUUUGGAGAUACUUUUUCUUCAUCAUGAACUUCAAAUAUUUUUUUUUUCUCAUGCAAGGAUGUCAGUAAUUCAGAAACACUUCAUUGCUGUUUCAGUCAUUUUUAGAAAGACUUGGAAGAAAGCUCAUAGUUUGGUCCUCAGUUCACAUUGAUAUUUUUUAUCACAGGUGUCAGUAUGAGAUCAAAGAAAGUGGUAAAAAAAACCAGCUAUUUUCUCAUCUGUGUUGUUCUGAAAGUUUUCUUUUGCUGUCCAUACUAAUUUUCCAAUUUUCCCCUGAGUAUUCUGCCUCUGACAGCACGUAUGAAACAUCACGGCUCAUACAAUCGUGGAUAGAUUUAGUGUCUUUGUCAUGGAACAAGCUGCAUCUCCCAUUUAAUUUUCCUGCCACAGAUUUCCAUUUUUCAGAGCGUGAGGAGAGUGGAGAGUGGAGAGAGCGGACCUUUCUAGCUGUAGGAUGAGGGGUAGUCUGUGCCAUCACAUUUCUACUCUAGAGGAACUUUUUCUGGAGUCCUUUAGGCAACUGACGGUUGUGUUUAGAUCUUUGUCUCAGUUUCUCCACAAUUUUGCUGCUCUUUCAAAUGCCUUCAGAAUAAGGAGAUACCAACAGAUGAUGCUGAGGGAAGAAUUAAUUCCCGCUGCCAAUGUUGAAGACUCUCUGUUCCUGCUAGAAACUUUCUGGGUUUAUUUUGUUUAAAAGAACAACAAAGGAAAACAGUUCACAACAUGUCAAGGCUUCAGACUCUUGGACUGUUUUUGCCACCACUGCAAAGGCUCUGAGGCACUCCUUAAGUGUGUGUUGUGUUUUUUACCAAAGCCAAAUCUCUUGAGCACUUUUUUUCUCCCAUGAUCAGAUUUUCUUCCUAUUUUCCUUUGACUACAAGAUUGAUUAUGUUAAUAGUUUUUUUCUUGUUCUGGUGGUGGGGAGUCUCAUUCAAUCAUUCUUUGACAUUUUAUUUAUUUAAUUUUUAGUAUGAUAUGAAUCAAAAUAAAUUUUUUAUUGUAAUCAAA